Hevea brasiliensis (rubber tree) is the source of this 656-nucleotide messenger RNA. RefSeq names its product cell wall protein IFF6. The record is from RefSeq and is a predicted model, not a curated record. The transcript has a single exon. Bases 92 to 448 code for a protein of 118 amino acids. Lineage: Eukaryota; Viridiplantae; Streptophyta; Magnoliopsida; Malpighiales; Euphorbiaceae.
UCCUACUGCCCAUCUCACGAAAAUUAACUCUAAUAAUAAACAGUCUCUCGAUCGUAGCCAUUUCGAACUUUUGUUCAGUUUGUCUUCAAGAAUGGCAAAUUUCAGGUGCUUGGCAAUUCUUGUUUUAUUUGUUUCAACCUUGGCUGUUAGUGAAAGCAGGGUUGCAAGAAAGGACCUGGGGCUGGAUCUUGGAGGAGUAGGGGUUGGGUUGGGAGUCGGACUAGGCCUUGGAUUGGGUGGUAGUGGAUCAGGCUCUGGUGCAGGAGCAGGCUCCGGCUCUGGUUCUGGAUCCAGUUCAAGCUCAAGCUCCAGCUCCAGUUCAUCCUCUUCAUCACGGUCUAAUUCUGGGUCGGGUGGCUCGGGUGCUGGUUCGGAAGCAGGUUCUUCUGCUGGAUCUUAUGCUGGCUCCAGGGCUGGGUCAGGUUCAGGAAACGGGCAUGGAAAAUGAGUGCAGCAGGUGUAUGAUUUUCUUGUGAACAAAAAUAAGUGCAAGCACCAAAAGCAUAUUAAGUUAAUCAACUAUAUAUAAAUAUAUAAAUGGUGAUGAAUAUCAUGUCUUAUGCAUAUGCAUCAAUGUAAUUUUGGUUUUAUGAAAACCAUAAUAAUAGUCUAUUUUUCUUUUAUGAAAAGCAAUAAACAUAUUAUGGGUUUGUUGA